Molecule: messenger RNA, 537 nt
Organism: Leptonychotes weddellii (Weddell seal)
Lineage: Eukaryota; Metazoa; Chordata; Mammalia; Carnivora; Phocidae
Source: RefSeq, a predicted model, not a curated record
AUGGUGUUGCUGGCGGGGCCCGGGCCGGAGGGCGGCGGGGCGCGCCGCGUGUCCCCGCAGACGCCGUCCCCACCCCGGGACGCUCUGGACGGGGAGGACCCUGCUGACUACGAGGAGUACGAGGACUUCUCGUGUCUGCCCGACACCCACAGCAUCGCCUCGGACGACUCCUUCUACCCUGUCGGAGGCGAGGAGGAAUACGGCACCGCGAGUGCGGAGAGCGUCCCAGAGGGCGUCCCGGAGGAGGCGACCCUCCUGCGCGCCGCCUGCGCCAACGACGUGGGGCUGCUGAGGGCGCUGGUGCGGCGGGGGCCGAGCGCUGAGGAGGUGCAGGAGACCGACCGCAACGGCCGGUCCCGCGGUGACUGUGCCGCUGCCCAGCGCGCGUCUUGGUCGCUGUCCUGCGGCUCGUGUGGAGCCCUGGGCGGCCCUGCGCCUCCCCGGCCGGGGUCGCAGUCUGGGCGGCAGCGGCGGCGGGGUGGGAGGGUGGCUGUGGAGCGUUGCCGCAGGUCACAGCGCCGCGGGAGACGCCGCUAG